Messenger RNA from Pomacea canaliculata, 1226 nucleotides. RefSeq lists its product as uncharacterized. The transcript is spliced from 7 exons. NCBI's taxonomy places the organism in Eukaryota, Metazoa, Mollusca, Gastropoda, Architaenioglossa, Ampullariidae. Bases 94 to 909 code for a protein of 271 amino acids. The record is from RefSeq and is a predicted model, not a curated record.
GAUACACUUCUUUAUGCAAGGUGAGGCAGAGAGUGGCUGGCAAGGGACUUCUGGCUCAGACAGGUACAGGUAGACAGACACAGGCAGUGCUGUAUGAGGAUGUCUGUGGUGACCAGUGCUGCACUCUGGGUAGGUGUCCUGGCAUCUGUCACUCGACACGCAAGCUGUACCCAAACUUCCAGCUCGGCUUUGGUUGAUGUUGGACUUGAACCCCUGGAGUCACAAGAUGCUUUCGGGAGACGACUGAGGUACGUGCGAGAAUUUGGAGAUUUCAUCAGGAAGGACGACUGGAUCUUGGUGUUUCGAGCUGCUGCAGGAAUCGCUCAACCAGUGUAUGACACGUGGACUCGUGUCGGUUACCAUGACGACUACCAACUCACGCGCGCCACCAUGCCGUGUGGAUGCACGAGAACCAGCGGGUCAUGUGACCGCCACUACCGCAGUCGUCUGCUGGACUCGUGGCCCUCGAGGGCCAUUGAUAAGGUGAAGAUGGCUUUGUAUGAAAAUGGUAAUGAGACAGCUUACAUGAUUUUUUCGGGACAUGGCACCAGCUACAUGGACUGGUUCUCGGCGAACAGACUUGUGGAAUCGUCCUGGACAGACCUGAAGUCAGCUUCACACGACUUCUUCAGCAUUGUGGGGCUACAGCACAGUGUAGUUUAUCGCCGGUUCUACAUCAGCAACAGGAACAUCCAUUGCCCUGAUGACAUUGGCUGGCUGAAUAUUAAAGACAGAGCGAACUCCUGUUCCUGGGAGGCUUCCAGUCAGAUCCCAGUCUUUGUCUACUCCAAAGCAAAGACAAUGAUUAACUGGCAAAAUGCCGGCUCUCUUCGAGGGUUUGCUGAUGUGAUGGCGGUUUGGGUCAAGCUGGACAAGUCAUUUAACCUGAUGCAAACGUGUUUGCCGUAAAGUGACCUCUAGUGUCUACUGUCAAUGCUUGUCAACACUUCUGUCAAGUUUUAUGAUGACAUCCAAUAAAACAGUCUAUUUGCUGCAUUGUAUGAAAUGUUAUAUAAAACAACAAUAAGUGAGACUUAUUCUACUUCUUCGAACUAACUACUCCCCUCAAGCUUCUGUUUCUGUAAGUUUGAACUUUCCUUUGUCUGCUUUGCGAAGGUAGGCUGCUUUCUGUCGACGAGAUAUUCAAGAUGUCCUGACAUUGUAGGCAAUAUGUUCAUAAUCUCUGUUUCUUGAAAUGCCGAAUAAACAUCAUUAUUGAGAAGAAA